Molecule: messenger RNA, 1103 nt
Organism: Leptomonas pyrrhocoris
Lineage: Eukaryota; Euglenozoa; Kinetoplastea; Trypanosomatida; Trypanosomatidae
Product: putative la RNA binding protein
Exons: 1
Coding region: 81-1103 (340 amino acids)
Biological process (GO): RNA processing
Cellular component (GO): ribonucleoprotein complex; nucleus
Molecular function (GO): RNA binding
Source: RefSeq, a predicted model, not a curated record
GUUUUCUUCGCCCGCUCUUCGCCUGUUUCAUCCCGUCGUUACAAAAGCUCAUUUUUUCUUUCUCUCCGUCCCCCGCCACCAUGUCUGACCUCGCCGCUAGGAUUCGCCGUCAGGUGGAGUUCUACUUCAGCGAUGUGAACAUCGCGAAGGAUGUGUUUCUCAAGUCGAAGAUGGCCGAGGACCCCGAAGGCUUCGUUGCGCUCGACGUUCUUCUCACCUUCAACCGCCUGAAUAGCCUGACCAAGGAGGCGAAGGUGAUCGCCGAGGCCCUGGCCGGCAGCGACAAGCUGGUGAUGCACACGGAGGGCCUGUCCGUGCGCCGCAAGGACCCGCUGCCGGAGUCGAUCCAGACGGACGAGCAGACGGUGUACGUGAAGCCCGUGCCCGCCACCGCCUCUCUUGAGAAGCUGCAGGAAUUCUUUAGCGCCUACGGUACCGUGCUGGCGGUGUGGCGCCGCUACUUCCAAGGCGGCAACAAAGACGCCCCUGCGGAGAGCCGCACGAAGCCGUCCGUGUUUGUCGUCUUCUCCAGCAAGGACGACGCGGAGAAGUUUGCUGCUGCGCCACCGCAGUACGACGGCGUGCAGCUGACGGCGCAGAUGAAGAGCGCCUACCUGGAGGAGAAGGCGGCGCAGAUGGCGGCGAAGAACAAGAACCGCAAGCGUGGCCGCGAGGGGGAGGACGGCGCCGCCGCCGCGACCACUGCCGCGCCGCGCACACCGGCGAUGCCGACAAACAGCAGCUACCGCAUCGCCGGCUGCGGCGAGAUCGCGAAGUUUUCUGACGUGAAGGGACUGUGGCCGUCCGAGGAGCAGCGCGGCGUCCGCUACGUCUUCAUGCCGACGAAGGAGGAGGCGUUGAUCAUUUUCCAAGAUGCGGAGACGGCGGAGAAGAUGGUGGAGUCGGUGAAGGCGCGUGCGGCGACGCUGCAGGGCAAGCAGCCGACCGUCACGAAGCUGAGUGAGGAAGAGGAGAAGGCGUUGAUUGAGAGCGUGGAGAAGGAGAUCUCUGAGCGGGCGGCGCAGCACGGUGGCCGUGGUGGCCGUGGUGGCCGUGGCGGCCGUGGUGGCCGUGGCCGUGGGGGCCACCGCGGUGGUCGCUAA